Molecule: messenger RNA, 945 nt
Organism: Argiope bruennichi
Lineage: Eukaryota; Metazoa; Arthropoda; Arachnida; Araneae; Araneidae
Product: NADH dehydrogenase [ubiquinone] 1 alpha subcomplex assembly factor 3-like
Exons: 3
Coding region: 319-897 (192 amino acids)
Biological process (GO): mitochondrial respiratory chain complex I assembly
Cellular component (GO): mitochondrial inner membrane
Source: RefSeq, a predicted model, not a curated record
CUAAAGGUUAUUUUUGUUUAUUAUUUGAAUGGACUUGCGGCUGCUUGAGAUUAUAAACAUCAAAAAUAAAUUGUUUUGAUAUUUUGUAUAUAAGUAAUUAUUCCUAAUUCAUUGCAUGUAUUUAUAUAAAACUAAAUUAUAACUCCGAUCUUCUCUUAACGUCUGAAAACCAAGAACUUUUUAUUUGAAUCUGUGACAGAAGCCAAAACAGCAUCUUUCAAUUAUUUGCAGUAGCAGACUGCAUAAAGAGCCAUUAUAAAAUUGGUUAUUUGAAUAAAAUGGUUAUCUGCAAACAAUAAUUUAUUCGCAACACUAGGUAUGGCGCAGUUAUGCAAAAAACUUUUUCAUGUUCCUUGCAGAAUUUUUAAAAAGGCGACUACCAUUCGAAGCAUAAGCACUACGAAAUGUACCUGGGACAGUUAUGAAGGUGAUGGUAAAACUACUGUUACAAUUUUAAAUCGUGAGCAUCGACAUUUAAUCAUGUUUGAUAGUUUGACUGAGAUGGGUUUCAAAUUGAAUAAUGGUAUUUUUGUUAUUGGGCCGGUUGCUGCAUUCCCUAGGACUGUUUUGCAAUGGAAUGUUCCAUCUGUUGAAUAUAUUACAAUAGAAUCUCUUUCUUUAUUUGCUGUGCUUGAACCAAAAUUAGACAUUUUUAUUCUUGGAACUGGUGAUCAUUUAAAAUUACCUAGUCCCGAAGUUAUGAACUUUUUAAAAUCCAAAAAGAUAGCAGUUGAAGUAUUGCCAACUGAAAAGGCUUGUGCAACUUUCAAUUUUUUAAUUGUUGAAGGAAGAUGUAUUGGAGGUGCUUUUAUGCCCCCUGAAAAUGUUAAUGUAUAUGAAGAAGAUAGUUUUAAACUCACACCUCCAAAAGCAAGUCCAACAGGAUAUAUUAUGUAAAAAUAUUUUAGUCCUAGUUUAAAAUAAAAUAAAUUAUUUAAAAUCAAA